Osmerus eperlanus (European smelt) is the source of this 1297-nucleotide messenger RNA. RefSeq names its product integrin subunit beta 3 binding protein (gene itgb3bp). The record is from RefSeq and is a predicted model, not a curated record. Bases 138 to 587 code for a protein of 149 amino acids. Gene Ontology annotation, biological process: regulation of DNA-templated transcription; CENP-A containing chromatin assembly. The transcript is spliced from 9 exons. Lineage: Eukaryota; Metazoa; Chordata; Actinopteri; Osmeriformes; Osmeridae. Gene Ontology annotation, cellular component: nucleoplasm.
GGGUGUCGUAUUUUUGAGUGCACCCGCGCCUAUUUUCAAUCCAAGUACGUCUCCAUGGCUGUAGUCUAAACAUAGCAAACAAUUCUACAACUAGAACAAGUUUUCACUCGGUUUAUUUCCAGCUGUUAAAACUAAACAUGCCUGUCAAAAGAGCACUUCGUAUGGAAAACGCUGAGACACACACACCUGUCAAAAAGCCAGCAACCGAGAGAAACUUCAGUCCUAUUACGGGAACGGCGAGACUUCAACUUCAAGCAGGCAAUGUCAAAGCCGGUUCCUGUAAACCACAAGUGGCAAAGACCGAUGUAGAGAAUUUGAUGAGCUUAGGAUCCAAGAUGGAGGCCUCCGUACCAGCAUUCAUCAAGGCCAGACGAAAGCUGGAGGAAAUAGUGCCAGCAGAGGGCAGCAGUGAGCUGAAGACCUUCUUCUCUAAGGGAUCAGCCAACCUGAAGACUGAACUGACCAGAUUCAAACAGCUUGCAUCCAAAGCAGAUUCCUGUUUGAGGCUGAGCGGCGCUCAACAGAACUCCAGUCAAGCUGUCGAGGCUGGGAGCUCCUUUGAGUUCCUCAAAUCCAUAAUGGCGUGAGGUUUCACCCGGUACACGGCACGCCUGUUGACAGAUAACGGAAUAGCUUUUACCUCCUCCCGGAGACUGAGAUGGAUCUGGAAGCCGUGCUGUCAGCGGUGAGGCAGAGAUGUUCUGGAGCUGUCAGUCAUCUGGGAAUGUGUCAGAAAAACGAGAGGGAGGGAGAGGUAGAGAGAGAACGAGGGAGAGAGAGUUUCAGACACAUUCAAACUGAUCCCUGUCUUCCUGAGAAGUCUCUACCACACCACUGACAAAUGUUGAUUCUAUAAUAACAGCUAUGCUGCACCGCUGCGAAAAUAAUGUUCUUUUCAGAAGCUCCCCCCACACACACACACGUCCCAUUAGAAUUGAUACAAUAUAAACUCCCGUUCCUUCAGUUCAAAAACCCAAAGCCAGCUGAAACAGGUUGAUAGGAGACUCUCUCGCUGGUCUCUUUAUUUGGCAGUGCCUGAGAAGGCAGAGGCAUCUUACUGCCCGAGCGACCCAAGCAACAGCUGGUGUGCAGUCAAACAUUUCCUAUUUCUGCCCAAGGUGGAUCAUAUAACUCUCACUUUAUCACCUUUGUAGGCCGUGUGAAGGACAGAGCGAGCAUGCCCAUAAACAAAACUAAUGUUUUCAUACUGGCCCCUCUGGAGAUGGGAGAAGGGUCUGUCCUGUACCCCCCCCCCCUUCUCUCUCACACACACCCCUCUUCACCCCCCCUCCACAGC